Molecule: messenger RNA, 5955 nt
Organism: Labrus bergylta (ballan wrasse)
Lineage: Eukaryota; Metazoa; Chordata; Actinopteri; Labriformes; Labridae
Gene: si
Product: sucrase-isomaltase
Biological process (GO): carbohydrate metabolic process
Molecular function (GO): carbohydrate binding; alpha-1,4-glucosidase activity
Source: RefSeq, a predicted model, not a curated record
GUGUUCAUACACACAUACACACUCUGAGCAGUAAAGGAGUGCUGAGCCCCUGUGACCACAAUACAUCCCGUGGAUUAUAAAACACAAUCUCACUUGAACUCAGGAGCACUUUGCCCUGCCCGUCGGAGAGAGCCAAGAUGGGGAAAAGGCGCUUCUCCGGUUUGGAGGUGAUCCUCAUGGUCAUGUUCACGUUGAUGUUGGUGGUAGCCGUCACUCUCAUUGGUCUGUAUGUCACCGGAGAGCCUGGGACCCUCAAAGAUGAAACCACUGAAGAAUUUGUUCCUCAGUGUCCCAACAUUCCUCAAGCUGAAAGAAUAGACUGUUACCCUGAUGCCGGAGCUUCUAAGCAACUGUGUGAGAAGCGAGGAUGUUGCUGGAGCCCACUGGAUGAAAGAAAUGUUCCCUGGUGUUUCUUCUCCACCAACCAUGGAUACACCGUGGAAUCAGUAGAGCGUCCCAGUGCUCAUGUUCUUAAAGCCCAGCUGAAGAGGAUGGCCUCCCCGUCGUUAUUUGGGGCUGAUGUGCAGGAACUGGCAUUCCAUGCAGAAAUGCAGACAGACAAAAGACUACGAUUUAAGAUCUACGAUGCCCACAGGCACCGGUUCGAGGUCCCCCACGAGCACAUCAGCAGUCUCACCAGUGACCCUUCCAGCGCCAUCACAGACACCCUGGAGCUGACAAACAAGCCCUUUGGCCUCACUGUGCGCAGGAAGGAGAACAAAAAAGUCCUGUUUGACACUACAAUGGGCCCACUGGUGUUCGCUGAUCAGUAUCUGCAGCUGUCUGCUAAGCUCCCAUCCCAUAAUAUUUAUGGCCUUGGAGAGCAUGUGCAUAGACAUUAUCUUCAUGACACAUACUGGAAAACCUGGCCAAUCUUCACCAGAGAUGCUUUCCCAAAUGGGGGAUCCCACAACCUCUAUGGACACUAUCCUUUCUUCCUCUGUCUGGAAGAUGAGAGUGGAAAGUCGUUUGGGGUCUUCCUCAUGAACAGCAACGCAAUGGAGGUGACUCUGCAGCCCGCUCCUGCUGUGACCUACAGAACUAUUGGAGGAGUCCUUGACUUCUACAUUCUCUUUGGUGACACACCGGAACAAGUGGUGCAGGAAUUCCUGGUGCUCAUUGGCAGACCCGUCAUUCCUCCCUACUGGUCACUGGGUUUCCAGCUUUCUCGGUGGGACUACGGAAGCCUGGAUGAGGUCAAGAAAACUGUUGAGAGGAACCGUGCUGUGGGCAUCCCAUAUGACAUUCAGUACACUGAUAUUGACUACAUGGAGGAUAAGAAAGAUUUCACGUAUGACAAAGCCAAGUUCAGUGAGCUGCCUCAGUUUUUUGAGUACCUUCAUGAGAAGGGUCAGAAAUACAUCCUCAUUCUGGACCCUGCAGUAGCUACCAGUAAGAGAGUAGGGAACACACCAUAUGAGUCCUAUGACCGUGGCACUAAGAAGAAUGCCUGGGUGACUGAAUCUGAUGGGAAAACUCCUUUGUUAGGAGAGGUGUGGCCAGGAGAGACUGUAUUUCCAGACUACACCAGCCAAAAUUGCAUCGACUGGUGGGUUGAUGAGUAUGAGCGCUUCUCCAGGGAGAUCAAACACGAUGCCCUCUGGAUUGACAUGAAUGAGGUUGCUAAUUUCAAGAAAGGGUCAACUAAAGGCUGUGCAGAUAACAAUCUCAACUACCCUCCCUACACGCCAAAGAUCCUGGAUGAGGUGAUGUACAGUAAGACUCUGUGUAUGGACGCCAAGCAGGCCUGGGGGAGCCACUAUGAUGUCCACAGUCUAUACGGCUACUCCAUGGUGCUGGCUACUGAAAAAGCUCUGCAGCGUGUCUUCGGAGGAAACCGUACCCUCAUGUUGACCCGCUCCUCCUUCCCAGGUGUGGGAAAGUAUUCGGGUCACUGGCUGGGGGAUAAUGCUGCCAACUGGAACGACAUCAAAUGGGCCAUCCCAGGCAUGCUAGAGUUCGGGCUCUUUGGGAUUCCGUAUAUUGGAGCUGACAUCUGUGGAUUCUUUGACGACUCCAGUGAAGAGUUAUGUCGCCGCUGGAUGCAGGUGGGCGCUUUCUAUCCCUUCAGCCGGAAUCACAACGCUCAAGGCUACAUGCCCCAGGAUCCAGCUUCCUAUGACUCUGACUCAAUGCUGGUGAAAACAUCGAAACACUACCUGCUGAUCCGUUACACACUCCUGCCUUACCUCUACACACUCUUCUACAAAGCCCACACCACAGGAGAGACUGUUGUGCGUCCUGUCAUGCACGAGUUCUACUCUGACAGAGCUACAUGGACAGUGGACCGCCAGUUUCUAUGGGGAAAACAUCUGCUCAUCACACCUGUACUAGACCCGGGUGUGGACAGGGUGCGAGCAUACAUCCCAGAUGCUGCGUGGUACGACUAUGAAACGAUGGAACGGGUGGAACACCGCAAAACACAAGUUGAUAUGUAUCUGCCCGCUGACAAGCUAGGCCUGCACAUCAGAGGAGGUGCAAUCCUCCCAACACAAACACCUGAUGUCACCACCACCUACAGUCGCCUUAAACCCAUGGGUUUGAUCGUUGCUCUUGAUGACAAAAACCAGGCGGCUGGGGAGCUAUUCUGGGAUGAUGGAGAUUCCAGAGACACAGUUAAAACCGGCAACCACAUCCACUACCAGUUCUCUGUUGUUUAUGGGGUACUGACAAUGCAGGUGACACACGCUGGCUACAGAGACCCAGCCAACAUUAUGUUCACCAACAUCACCAUCCUCGGUGUGUCUGAUCCACCCACAUCCGUCUCUGUGACUCAUGUUGGCACUGGAUCGCAUGAAGACUCUACCACUGCAGUGCCAAAGAACAACACCCAGUAUGAUGUAACCAAGAAGGUGUUAUCCCUGCGUGGCCUCAAUCUAAUACUGGGGGAGUCCUAUCUGGUGCGAUGGGAACUGGUGGCGGAGGAGUAUCAGCGCUUCGAUUGCCAUCCAGAGGAGAAUGCUGAUGAGGCUAAGUGCAAGGCCAGAGGGUGCACCUGGAAGCAAAGUGCCCUUCAAAAUGUUCCAUGGUGCUUCUAUCCAAAUGACCAUGGAUACAGCAUUACAACGUCCAAAGAAACUGACUCGGGAAUUACGGUCGAUAUCGCCCAGAACAACAAGUACAGAAGCAGUUACCCGGACUCCCCAGACAUCGACACACUCCGAGUUGACAUCCGUUACCACAGCGGUCACAUGUUGCAGUUCAAGAUUUGGGACCCAGCCACGGAUCGCUAUGAGGUUCCAGUGCCGCUUUCAGUUCCUCCAGAACCUGAGACCGACGAGACCAAGAGGCUGUAUGAGGUCCGUGUUAUCAACAACCCAUUCGGCAUCGAAGUCAUUAGGAAAAGCACAGGAACUAAAAUUUGGGACUCGUCUGUGCCAGGUUUCACAUUCUCAGACAUGUUCAUCCAAGUGUCAACUCGACUGUCAUCUGAGUUUAUCUAUGGCUUUGGAGAGACAGAGCAUCCCACCUACAAACACGACCUGAACUAUCACACCUGGGGCAUGUUCUCCAAGGACCAGCCUCCUGGUUACAAGAUGAAUUGCUAUGGAGUGCAUCCCUUCUAUAUGGGCCUUGAGAACAGUACUGAUGCUCACGGUGUGCUGCUCCUCAACAGCAAUGCAAUGGAUGUGACUUUCCAGCCUACUCCAGCCUUAACAUACAGGACUCUGGGAGGCAUCCUGGAUUUCUACAUGGUCCUCGGACCCACGCCUGAGGUUGUGGUGCAACAGUACACUGCGCUGAUUGGACGACCUGUUUUGCCUGCCUAUUGGUCCCUUGGGUUCCAGCUUUGUCGCUAUGGUUACGCCAAUGACGAAGAGAUUAAAAAUCUAUACACCGAUAUGGUGUCAGCGGGUAUACCCUAUGAUGUGCAGUAUGCAGACAUUGACUACUUGGACCGCCAGCUUGACUUUGUCCUGGACCCAGAGUUUGAAGGACUUCCUGACCUGGUUAACACCAUGAGGAAUGAAGGCAUGAGGUUCAUCUUCAUUCUGGAUCCAGCCAUCUCGGGCAAUGAGACAUAUUACCCUGCCUUUGAGAGAGGUCAAGCUGCGGAUGUCUUCAUCAAAUGGCCCAAAGGGCUCAGUGAUGACAUUGUGUGGGGGAAGGUCUGGCCAGAUUUUCCCAAUAUCACAGUGGAUGAAUCUCUGGACUGGGAUAGCCAAGUAGAGAAAUACAGGGCAUACACCGCAUUCCCCGACUUCUUCCGCAAUACAACAGCAGAGUGGUGGCACAGAGAGAUCAAUGAUUUCUAUCAUAAUGUCACAAAAUUUGAUGGCCUCUGGAUUGACAUGAAUGAGCCUGCCAGUUUUGUCCAUGGCACAGUGGGAGAGAAGUGCCUUGGCAAUCAACUCCUGGAGUUCCCUCCGUAUAUGCCACCCCUGGAGUCUAAACAUCUUGGCUUAAAGCAUAAGACUCUGUGCAUGAACAGCGAGCAGAUUCUCAGUGAUGGAAAGAGAGUCAGACACUAUGAUGUCCACAACCUCUACGGCUGGUCACACGCCAAGCCCACAUAUGACGCCGUGCUGGGUGUGACGGGUAAAAGAGGCAUUGUGGUGACCAGGUCUACUUACCCCUCCAGCGGCAAAUGGGCCGGACAUUGGCUUGGAGACAACUAUGCCGGCUGGGACCAGCUUUACAAAUCCAUUAUAGGCAUGAUGGAGUUCAGUCUGUUUGGCAUCCCUUACACUGGGGCAGACAUCUGUGGCUUCUUUAACCCAGCUGAGUAUGAGAUGUGUCUGCGCUGGAUGCAGCUGGGUGCCUUCUAUCCAUAUGCACGCAACCACAAUGGCAAGGGUUUCCCGAGACAAGAUCCUGUUGCUUGGGGUACCACCUUCGCAAUGGCGUCCAAGAAAGUGCUGGAAAUCCGUUACAACCUGCUGCCUUACCUCUACACACUGAUGUUUGAGGCUCACACCAAGGGAAACACAGUAGUCAGACCACUCCUGCACGAGUUUGUGAAGGAUAAAACCACAUGGGAUAUCUACAAGCAGUUCCUGUGGGGACCUGCCCUGCUUAUCUCUCCUGCCCUCGACCAGGGAGCCAGACAUGUGGAUGGCUAUGUUCCUGAUGCACGCUGGUAUGACUACUACACGGGCAAAUAUGUGGGAGUGCGGGGUCAAGUGGUCAGGAUGCCCACACCUUUGGAUCAUAUUAACCUUCAUAUCAGAGGGGGACACAUUAUACCCUGCCAGGAAGGAAUAAGAAAUACAUUUCACAGUCGGAGGAAUCCUCUAGGACUGAUCGUCGCCCUGAGCGACAGUGGAACUGCUCAAGGAACGCUCUUCUGGGACGAUGGGGAAGGAAUAGGCACAAUUGAGAGUAAACACUACCUGCUGACCACCUUUACAGCAGCACAUAACAAACUAAGCAAUAAGAUUGAAAACAGUGGCCUGGCUGCUGGUGACCAGCUGACCCUGGGCGUGGUGAAGGUGUGGGGAGCAGGCACUGCUAACAUCACAAAGGUGGAACUCACAGAUGAGGGAGGAACUGUGCAUUUGCUGACCCCAACGCAAAACCUCGACACUCAGGAGCUGAUUGUGGAUGCUACUACAAAGUAUGUCCGUGUGCAUGAACCCUUUUCCAUGGUGUGGAGCACCAGUGACUGAUCAAAUGAGUAGUUUUCCUGGUGAAUAAUUAUCAUACCUGUACAUAGUAAUCUGUUUAAAAAAAAAUGAUGAUGUAAAAAUAAUGAACUGAUUUAUUUGUAACUUCAAAAGAUGAGCCUAUAGCUGCAUGUUGUUGUUUCUUUUAUUUUUGGUUGUAUAUCACAGCCUAAUACAAGCAGUUUAUCUUUACACAUCACUUUGCAAAUUAACCUGAUGUAACAUUUCAUUCAGAUGAGUACUCAAUUAUAUUUUCUGUUUUGGAUAACUAAUUGGACUGUUUUAUGUUUGUUGGAAUAACAACAGUAUAAAAUUAUGAAUUAUUAAAGAGCUUGAUUUUUUUCUUAAA